UAAACGUUCUAUAGUGAGAUUUUAAUGAAAUUAUAAAAUUUAAAUUUAGAAUUAAAAAUUUAAAAAGAUAAAGUUUAAAUAUAAGAUUAGAUAUUUUCUGAGCUUUAAAAUUAAAAAUAAUAAGUUUUAAUUGAAAAGUAAGUACUUUAACAAAGCUUGAGUUCAAAAUAAUUAUAAAUACAAGAAUUUAAAGUAAAUAAAAAACUAGUAAUAAAAAUAAAAAUAUAAAAUAGGAUUAGCUUAUGUAAAUUUAAUAAUCAAUAUGUUUUAUGGAAAAGAUGUUUAGUGCUUUAACUUAAGAUACUUAGUAAUAAUCUAAGAACUCCUUAAUUAAUUAAAUAAGACUAUAAAUAAAAAAAAUCAAAGAACAAUCUCAAAUUAAAUAAUAACUUGAAGAUAUUAAAGAAUAAUAAUAAAAAGAAAAAGAUAUUUUAAAAAUUUAAAAUCCUGAGGUUUCAGAGAUUAAAAAGCUAAUUAAUAAUAAUAAUUAAAUACGAUAAAAGACUCAUUCUUAAAAUUUUAUUUAUGAUACAGAACAUCAAAACAAUAUAGAGAAAAUUAAUAAAUAACUUUCAUCUUUAAUAAGCGAAAGUGAUCCCAGUUAUAAUUAAAAUUACAAACUUUUAGAAUGGUUAAAUGAUGGAAAAUGCGAUAUUUGGAAAAUAAAAAUGGUUUAUUAUAAUAACUAUAGAGGAAUUCAUUCUAAACAAAAAAUAAACAAAGACGAAACUAUUCUUUUUAUUCCACAAAAAUACAUGAUAACAUUAGAAUUAUGUAAAUAAAAUACCAUUUGUAAACAAAUAGAGUAAAGAAACAUCAAAUUAUUAUCUCCAAAGCAUUCAAUUUUAUCUAUAUAUAUUCUUUCCGAAAAAAAAAAUCCUAACUCUUUCUGGAAGCCCUACCUAGAUAUCCUUCCUUGUGAAUUUACAACAUUCCCUAUUUUAUACACAGAAGAAGAGAUUCAAUGGUUAAAAGGGUCUCUUAUAAUAAACUAAAUAUACGAAAAAAACAAAGCAUAAAAUAAGACUAUCAAACAUUACUAAAAAACUUUCCUAUUAUUAGUAAAUUAUUUACUCUUUAAGAAUUUACAUGGGCAAGGAUGAUGGCAGCCUCAAGAAUUUAUGGACUUCAUAUAUAAAAUAAAAGAACUGAUGCUUUUGUUCCUUUAGCUGAUAUGUUUAAUCAUAAA
Molecule: messenger RNA, 1189 nt
Organism: Ichthyophthirius multifiliis
Lineage: Eukaryota; Ciliophora; Oligohymenophorea; Hymenostomatida
Product: SET domain protein
Exons: 1
Biological process (GO): peptidyl-lysine monomethylation
Molecular function (GO): protein-lysine N-methyltransferase activity
Source: RefSeq, a predicted model, not a curated record